AUGCAAAGUCUGUUGCCUUUCGGUAGCGAUGGCUUCAACAAGUCCUGCGCCUUGGCGCUGGUCUGCGUGGUGGGCGCCGCGCUGGCGGCGGGGCUCACCAUGGGCCUGGUGUCCAUCGACCCCAUGGAGAUGGAGAUCAUCGUCAAGACCGAAGACAAGGACAUCUUGGAAGCCUCGGCCAAGGAGAAGCUGAAGAAGGACCAGGCCGCCGCGGAGAAGAUCUUGCCCUUGAUCCACGACCACCACCUGCUGCUGGUCACCCUGCUGCUUAUGAACUCCAUCGCCAAUGAGGCGUUGCCCUUAUUCCUCGACCAGAUUGUCCCGUCCUGGCUGGCGGUGGUGCUCUCGGUGUCCCUGGUCUUAAUGUUUGGGGAGAUCAUCCCCUCCGCGGUCUUCACGGGCAGCGAGCAGCUGAGCAUGGCCGCGCGCUUCUCGGGGCUGGUCAGCACCUUCAUGUUUCUCCUCACGCCCGUCUCGUGGCCCAUCGCCAAGGUGCUUGACCACGUGCUGGGUGCUGACCACAAGGGCCGCUACAACUUUGCCGAGCUGCGUGCGAUCGUGUCCAUGCACGCGGGUCUUCGUGCGGGCACCGGGGAGGAAGAUCAGGCGGUCUUCCGAUGUCACGACGACAAGGAGCUGGGCAUCAUCUGCACGCUGCAACCCCACGCCUUCAACUCCGAGAGCGUGGUGAUCUUUACGGAGACGGAGGACAUCCCGGCGCGGUCCACGAAGCUGAAGGUGGGGCAGACCUAUUACACGGUGCCCUGCGAGCCUUGGCACAUGGAUGAGGAGGAAGCAGGCACCGACCUUGCCUUCAAGCUCUAUAGCCACCGGGAGCGCAAGGACGAGCACCUGAUCACCUUCAAGCCAGGGGACCUCACCUCGGGCGUCUUCCGGCUACAGGAGAGGGACGAGAUCAAGAUCAUGCACGGCGUGAUGAACUUGACGCACAUGACGGCGCAGGAGGCGCUGGUGCCGCUGCGCAAGGCGCACAUGCUGGACGCCAACUCCAAGAUUUCGAACGAGAGCCUUCGGGAGCUGUCUCCCGCCUCGCGGGCUCGCGCGGGCUCGCGGGGUAGGAGAUCGACAGCUGCGGGCAUUCCAGGAUCCCGGUCUAUGCCGGGCCGCGGGGCUUCAAAGCUCAAGGUCCACCUGGGGCAGAUGAAGUUCUGA
Molecule: messenger RNA, 1173 nt
Organism: Effrenium voratum
Lineage: Eukaryota; Dinophyceae; Suessiales; Symbiodiniaceae
Source: the annotation of a GenBank genome assembly